Messenger RNA from Physeter macrocephalus (sperm whale), 2275 nucleotides. RefSeq names its product phosphorylated CTD interacting factor 1 (gene PCIF1). Bases 145 to 2259 code for a protein of 704 amino acids. Gene Ontology annotation, molecular function: mRNA (2'-O-methyladenosine-N6-)-methyltransferase activity; RNA polymerase II C-terminal domain binding. The record is from RefSeq and is a predicted model, not a curated record. The transcript has 16 exons. Gene Ontology annotation, cellular component: nucleus. NCBI's taxonomy places the organism in Eukaryota, Metazoa, Chordata, Mammalia, Artiodactyla, Physeteridae.
CUGACCAGCCCACACGCCUGCACUGCACACUUUCCUGCAGGCCUCCCCACUGCCUCUCUGGGACCAGGGGGUCUAUCUGGCUGGAGAAGAAGGCCCUCUCAUGCUAGCGUUGCAGACCCCAGAGGGUCUGGUGUGGGUGCUGAGAUGGCCAAUGAGAAUCACGGCAGCCCCCGGGAGGAAGCAUCCUUGUUGAGUCACUCCCCAGGCACCUCCAGUCAGAGCCAGCCCUGUUCUCCAAAGCCCGUCCGCCUGGUGCAGGACCUCCCAGAGGAGCUGGUGCACGCCGGCUGGGAGAAGUGCUGGAGCAGAAGGGAGAACCGUCCCUACUACUUCAACCGAUUCACCAACCAGUCCCUGUGGGAGAUGCCUGUGCUGGGCCAGCACGAUGUGAUUUCGGACCCUUUGGGGCUGAAUGCGACUCCCCUGCCCCAAGACUCAAGCUUGGUGGAAACCCCCCCGGCUGAGAACAAGCCCCGAAAGCGGCAGCUCUCGGAAGAGCAGCCCAGCGGCAAUGGCGUGAAGAAGCCCAAGAUUGAAAUCCCCAUGACACCCACGGGCCCGUCAGUGCCCAGCUCCCCCAGCGUCCCAGGAACCCCAACCCUGAAGAUUUGGGGGACAUCCCCUGAAGAUAAACAGCAGGCAGCUCUCCUCCGACCCACUGAGGUGUACUGGGAUCUCGACAUUCAGACCAACGCUGUCAUCAAGCACCGGGGGCCAUCAGAGGUGCUGCCUCCGCAUCCCGAGGUGGAGCUGCUCCGUUCCCAGCUCAUCCUGAAGCUUCGGCAGCACUACCGGGAGCUGUGCCAGCAGCGAGAGGGCAUCGAGCCCCCCCGGGAAUCCUUCAACCGCUGGAUGUUGGAGCGCAAGGUCGUGGACAAAGGCUCUGAUCCCCUGUUGCCGAGCAACUGCGAACCGGUCGUGUCACCUUCCAUGUUUCGCGAAAUCAUGAAUGACAUUCCCAUCAGGUUAUCCCGAAUCAAGUUCCGGGAGGAAGCCAAGCGUCUGCUCUUCAAAUAUGCAGAGGCUGCCAGGCGGCUCAUCGAGUCCAGGAGUGCAUCUCCCGACAGCAGGAAGGUGGUCAAGUGGAACGUGGAGGAUACCUUCAGCUGGCUGCGGAAGGACCAUUCCGCCUCAAAGGAGGACUAUAUGGAUCGCCUGGAGCAUCUACGGAGGCAGUGUGGCCCCCACGUCUCGGCCGCAGCCAAGGACUCCGUGGAGGGUAUCUGCAGUAAGAUCUACCACAUCUCUCUGGAGUACGUCAAACGGAUCCGAGAGAAGCACCUUGCCAUCCUCAAGGAAAACAACAUCCCAGAGGAGGUGGAGGCCCCUGAGGUGGAGCCCCGCCUGGUGUACUGCUACCCAGUUCGGCUGGCCGUGUCUGCACCUCCCAUGCCCAGCGUGGAAAUGCACGUGGAGAAUAACGUGGUCUGCAUCCGGUAUAAGGGCGAGAUGGUCAAGGUCAGCCGCAACUACUUCAGCAAGCUGUGGCUCCUUUACCGCUACAGUUGCAUCGACGAUUCUGCCUUUGAGAGGUUCCUGCCCCGAGUCUGGUGUCUUCUCCGCCGGUACCAGAUGAUGUUCGGUGUGGGCCUCUACGAGGGGACAGGCCUGCAGGGGUCGCUGCCCGUGCACGUCUUCGAGGCCCUCCACCGACUUUUCGGCGUCAGCUUCGAGUGCUUCGCCUCACCCCUCAACUGCUACUUUCGCCAGUACUGCUCCGCCUUCCCCGACACGGACGGCUACUUUGGCUCCCGCGGGCCCUGCCUGGAUUUCUCCCCGCUGAGUGGUUCCUUCGAGGCCAACCCUCCCUUCUGCGAGGAGCUCAUGGACGCCAUGGUCUCUCACUUCGAGAAACUGCUCGAGAGCUCGCCAGAGCCCCUGUCCUUCAUCGUGUUCAUCCCCGAGUGGCGGGAACCGCCAACCCCAGCGCUCACCCGCAUGGAGCAGAGCCGCUUCAAGCGCCACCAGCUGGUCCUGCCCGCCUUCGAGCACGAGUACCGCAGCGGCUCCCAGCACGUCUGCAAGAAGGAGGAAAUGCACUACAAGGCCGUCCACAGCACGGCCGUGCUCUUCCUACAGAACGACCCUGGAUUUGCCAAGUGGGGGCCGACGCCCGAGCGGCUGCAGGAGUUGAGCGCCGCCUACCGGCAGUCGGGCCGCAGCCAUGGCUCUGUCGGCUCCUCGUCGUCCUCCUCGGAGGCCAAGGACCGGGACUCAGGCCGCGAGCAGGGCCCCAGCCGGGAGCCUCACUCCACCUAACACAUCCUGCGGGGAG